GAAACAGUUGCUGGCAGUCGAUGGUCGAGCUUUCUUGAUGAAUCACAUGAUAAACUGGAGGAGCCCUUGCAGGAUGAUGUUGAUAACAACGGGUCAGUGGUGGCAACAACCACUGACUGGGCUCAGUAUCAGAAGACAAGCAACUCUGGCAGGAAAAGAAGAGCUGAGAGAAAUUUCGAGACAGUGUUUUCAAAGCUGCCUGGAAAUAAAUCCAAGAUUUUCCAUGAAGACAUCUGCAAGCCCGAUUCUCCUGUUGCAAAAUGGGAUCAUGUUGAAGAUUUAGAAUCAAGCACAGGCUCUUCUGUGAGCAAUACAUUCAGCAGCAGCAGCAGUUCUGGCAACUUGUUCUCAUCCAAGUCUUGUGCUGCUCACCGACUGUCUGUGUCCUCUUCGGUUAUUGGAGAAUACAUAGGCAGCUCUACUAAAGCAAAGCCAGAUUGUAUUAGCUUUUUAGAUCCGUCAAAUGAUGCCCAUAAUGAAACCUGGAGAAGUCUGGGUCUCAGCAAGACUAUGUCUGUGAAUGGUUGCGCAGCAAAGAAAGGAAGACACAAUGAGAGUAACACAAAAGUAUACUGCAAAUUAACUCAGAUAACAGCAAAUUCAAAAUGGGAUACAUUUCUGGAAACAGAGCAUAACAGUGAUGAAGAUGAUACAGUCUGUGAUUAUAAUGACAAUGUAGACACUAUAACAGACUCUAAAUUACAUAACAGCAAUAGUUUAACUGUGGGGAGAAAAUGCCUCAUGCAAGAGAAGCAGUUUGUCAGCAACAUCCAGAAACAUCCAUCUGUCCACUGUUCUCAUGAAUCUAAGCUACAGAGUAAAUUGAACAAUAGAUCCAGUGAUUGGCUAAAGGAAAGUAAGCGCUGUGAUUGGCUAAAGGAAAGUAAUAAGCACAUUGAUUGGCUAAAAGAGAUUAAAAACAGUGAUUAUCUAAAGAAAUGUCAGCCCAGUGAUUGGCUUACAGAUUCAGAGGUUAAAAGAACUCAUUCCAACUCAAUGCAUUCUGCAAACACAAACAGCUCAUCAAGCUGGAAGGGAAGAGGGACAUUUGAUCUUGAUCUUGAAAUACUUGAUGAGGAUCUUCUGUUGUAG
This is a messenger RNA of Candidula unifasciata, 1092 nucleotides long. Lineage: Eukaryota; Metazoa; Mollusca; Gastropoda; Stylommatophora; Geomitridae. The record is from the annotation of a GenBank genome assembly.